Aspergillus heteromorphus CBS 117.55 is the source of this 993-nucleotide messenger RNA. RefSeq names its product malate dehydrogenase. The record is from RefSeq and is a predicted model, not a curated record. Lineage: Eukaryota; Fungi; Ascomycota; Eurotiomycetes; Eurotiales; Aspergillaceae. Gene Ontology annotation, molecular function: L-malate dehydrogenase (NAD+) activity. Gene Ontology annotation, biological process: tricarboxylic acid cycle; carboxylic acid metabolic process. Gene Ontology annotation, cellular component: cytoplasm. Bases 1 to 993 code for a protein of 330 amino acids. The transcript is spliced from 8 exons.
AUGGUUAAAGCCGCUGUUCUUGGAGCGUCUGGUGGCAUUGGCCAGCCCUUGUCUCUUCUGCUGAAGACAAGCCCGCUGGUCGAUAGCUUGGCGCUGUACGAUGUUGUUAACACGCCGGGUGUCGCUGCCGAUCUUUCCCAUAUCUCUUCCGUUGCUAAAAUCUCCGGGUACCUACCCAAGGAUGAUGGGUUGAAAAACGCAUUGACCGGUGCCGACAUCGUUGUCAUCCCUGCCGGCAUACCCCGUAAGCCCGGAAUGACUCGUGACGACCUCUUCAAGAUCAACGCAGGAAUUGUGCGAGACUUAGCCAAGGGCAUUGCCGAGUACUGUCCCAAGGCAUUUGUUUUGAUCAUCUCGAACCCUGUCAAUUCGACAGUUCCCAUUGCUGCGGAGGUGCUCAAGGCCGCUGGCGUCUUUGAUCCCAAGCGUCUCUUUGGUGUUACCACCUUGGAUGUUGUCCGUGCCGAAACCUUCACCCAGGAAUUCACCGGUCAUAAAGACCCUUCUGCUGUGCAGAUUCCAGUCGUGGGUGGUCACUCGGGCGCAACUAUUGUUCCUCUCUUCAGCAAGGCCACCCCUGCUUUUGAGGUUCCUGCAGACAAGUACGAAGCUCUAGUCAAUCGUGUUCAGUUUGGUGGCGAUGAGGUUGUCAAGGCCAAGGAUGGUGCUGGUUCCGCGACCCUGUCCAUGGCUUACGCUGGCUUCAGGUUUGCCGUGAGUGUCAUCAAAGCCUCCAAGGGCGAAAAGGGUAUUGUUGAGCCUACCUUCGUUUAUUUGCCCGGUGUUGUCGGUGGCGAAGAAAUCGUCAAAGCCACUGGCCUUGAUUUCUUCUCUACCUUCGUGGAACUUGGUACAAAUGGCGCUGAAAAGGCUAUCAACAUUAUCGAUGGGGUGACCGAACAGGAAAAGAAACUCCUAGAGGUCUGUGUGAAGGACCUGAAGGGGAAUAUCGACAAGGGCGUCGACUUCGUCAAGAACCCUCCUCCAAAGUAA